Molecule: messenger RNA, 1545 nt
Organism: Aspergillus pseudonomiae
Lineage: Eukaryota; Fungi; Ascomycota; Eurotiomycetes; Eurotiales; Aspergillaceae
Product: alpha-amylase
Exons: 5
Coding region: 1-1545 (514 amino acids)
Biological process (GO): carbohydrate metabolic process
Molecular function (GO): hydrolase activity, hydrolyzing O-glycosyl compounds; calcium ion binding
Source: RefSeq, a predicted model, not a curated record
AUGGCCGACGAUCUCAUACUCAUCUAUACCGCUCGGCGCUUUAUCACAGCAUCAUUUCCCGAAUUUAGCACCUGCUUGGAUCUGGAAUCACGCCCAUCAUGGAAUGCCCCCGACAACACCUUGCUUCUGGAAGCAUUUGAAUGGCACGUACCAGACGACACAUGCCACUGGCGACGUCUGCAGCAUGCUCUGCCGGGGUUGAAAGAGAUCGGGAUCGAUAAUAUCUGGAUUCCGCCGGGCUGCAAAGCUAUGAACCCCUCGGGCAGUGGUUACGAUAUAUAUGACCUGUAUGAUCUCGGUGAGUUCGAUCAGAAAGGAUCACGAACCACCAAAUGGGGCUCUCGGAGGGAGCUCGAAAACCUCGUGGAAGAAGCAAAGUCGCUGGGCGUUGGUGUGUACUGGGAUGCGGUGCUCAAUCAUAAAGCCGGGGCGGAUUAUCCCGAACGGUUCCAGGCUGUUAAAGUAGAUCCUAAUCGACGGAAUGUCGAGAUAUCCAAGCCCACUGAAAUUGAGGGCUGGGUCGGGUUCGACUUCGCUGGCCGCGGCGACCAGUACAGCUCGAUGAAAUAUAAUUGGCAGCAUUUCAAUGGUGUGGACUGGGACGAAUCGCGAAGAGAAAAUGCCAUCUUCAAGAUCCAUGCGCCAGGCAAGGAUUGGGCCCAAGACGUUGGCAAGGACAAUGGCAACUACGAUUAUUUGAUGUUCGCCAAUCUGGACUACUCCAAUCCAGAGGUUCGGGAAGACGUCUUACAUUGGGGAAGCUGGAUAACGAAUGAACUAUCUCUGAGUGGCAUGCGACUGGACGCCGCGAAGCAUUUUUCUGCUGGAUUUCAGAAGGAGUUUAUUGAACAUGUUCGCAAGACUGCUAACAAGGAUCUGUUUGUCAUUGGUGAAUACUGGUCAGGAGAAUUGAAAGAUCUCCUGAGAUAUCUUCAGCAGAUGGAUCAUUCGGUGACAGCGGUUGAUGUGCCUCUCGUUGUGAACCUGUGCAGGACAUCGUACACGAAGGGAGGCGAUCUUCGCAAGAUAUUCAAGGGUACUUUGGUGCAAAGCAAACCAGAGAACGCUUUGAACCCAGUUGCACAAUACUUCAAACCGCUGGCAUAUGCCUUGGUGCUUCUGCGUAAAGAUGGACAUCCGUGCGUCUUCUACGGAGACCUCUAUGGUACUCGGGGAGAAAAGCCAUUGAAGCGAGCCUGCAAGGGCAAACUCCCGAUUCUCACGCGGGCUCGCAAGCUCUACGCCUAUGGAGAACAGCAGGAUUACUUUGAACAAGCCAACUGUAUAGGAUUUGUCCGUUACGGAAACGCGCGCCACCCUUCCGGGAUGGCCUGCAUUAUGAGCAACGGCGCGGCAGCAGAAAAGCGCAUGUACGUCGGACCGACGCACGCCAAUGAAGAGUGGACAGAUAUCAUGCUGGGCCACGAGGGCGUUGUCACCAUCGAUGCGUCAGGGUAUGGGGUAUUCCCCGUGAAUGGCAUGAGUGUCAGUGUCUGGGUCAGCUCAACGGCACCUGGCCGAAACAGUCUCCAACAACCGUUGUAA